Folsomia candida is the source of this 2319-nucleotide messenger RNA. RefSeq names its product transmembrane protease serine 9. Gene Ontology annotation, biological process: proteolysis. The record is from RefSeq and is a predicted model, not a curated record. The transcript has 14 exons. Lineage: Eukaryota; Metazoa; Arthropoda; Collembola; Entomobryomorpha; Isotomidae. Gene Ontology annotation, molecular function: serine-type endopeptidase activity. The coding region runs from base 595 to 2250 and encodes 551 amino acids.
CUAGCACUCGAUUUCUCCCACUCUCUCCCCCAAAUGGUCGAGAAUGCUCCAACCAAAGAAACUCCUUACUUUAUCUAAAAUGUUUAUCUAAAAAGAGGUAAAAAGAUAGGAAGUUACUGGGAAGCAACUUUCAUUUCGAGGUCGCAAUUUGUGACCCAGUUUAACUCAUCCUUGAAUCAUCGAAAUACAUUUGACAGAGAUAUAUAAAUGGACUUGGCUGUGUCACUAAUUUGGCCCCAAUAAAGCUGAGAAAUGAAGCCAGAACAGUUUGGUUUAAAUAUUAUCUAAAUAUGUACGUUCGUGAUAACAAACCUAAAUUUUGAUUAUGUGUCGCGGUGAUUAAGCGAAAGGUUCCAGUACAAUUUAAAGUACUUACAUGAUCAGUCAUUCAAUCACUUUUAUUAAUCUAAGCUCUGUCGCUAACUCAACUCUUAGGUUGGUUUUACUUGUUCAGUCAAGUGAAUGGUUUAUGAGCUCGGCAUUCAUAAUAAAUAGAUUUUAAACUUGCAAUUUAAGUGCUUAUUUCCUGGUUAUUAUUGUGCAUCAAUGUUUUUUGUUGAUGUUGAUCAAACAUCAUUAUAAGGACUGUGGUGUAUGUUAUCGUGUCCCGUUUCUGGGCAUUGUUUGUCGCGUAGGUCACUGAUUAGGGAGUCGCCUCACUUUAUUGUGAACGAGGUUGUUCCACUUUCAGGUUCGAAGAUGUUGACCUCCAAGUGCUUUCACAUCUUGAUAAUCCUUGCGCUGGGGGCUCUUCUCCUGGAGGAGGCGGAUGGACUAGCAAGAGUUGGUCGAAGCACACCCACCGGUAAAUCCAAGAGGUCGGAAGAAGAAGGGUCCGAGUCGGCUGAGUCUGCUGCGGACGAGGGCGUGGAUGAGACCGCGGCGGACGAGGGUGGCGAAUCGGAGGAGACCGAGGGGGAGGAGGAGUCCGGAACAAGUGGUGAAGCAACUGGAAAAGGAGUCAAUGGGGAAUGUUCCAAGGUCUACGAUUUGGUGACUACUGGCCCAGUCCAUAUCGAUGCCGGGUCGCAAAAAAAUUGCAAUUUUACCAUAUUAGGCACUCCCAAAUGCCAGCCUGAGAUCCGGUGUCGAUCAAUCCAGCUGCAUGGGGAGGAUGGUGAGGAAUGCGAGGAUAGCUACCUCGAGAUUUCUGACGGCUGGGGUGGAAAUCACAGAGUGUGCGGCAAGAGUUCGUUGGACAAGAGGGGCGUCCGAGCAUCAUACGGGGCGAGGGACCUCUUCAUCACGGUGAAGGGGCAUUCAGGAGGUAAAGUGCAGUGUGAGGCGUCAUGUGGGCUUGGGCGAAAGGGCGUCCUCCCAGACCUCCUCUCCAAAACCAAGAAGAAGAAGAUUGAUAACCGAUGCGUGUGUGGAAUCCAGAACCUGGAUGACCGUAUUGUGAAUGGUGAGGAUGCCAAAAAGUUUGAAUUCCCAUGGCAAGGUGCUGUGGUAGAGACUGGGACGCGUGAACCCACUUGCGGAUCUGCCCUCAUCAAUGAUCGAUGGAUUUUAACCGCGGCUCACUGCUUCUGGUUCACAAAUACGACAGCGAACCAAAUCCAAGUCUUACUUCAUGCUCACCUGCUAGAUUUUACGAAAACGGAUGCUGCCAACGAUAAGGCAGAAUUGGGGGAGCAAGGGUCAAUAAAAGGAUCUGGGUGGAACAAAAAAGCUGUGACGGAUGAAGAUGAACGCACGAUUCGCCUGGACAUUGCAGAGAUCAUUAUGCACCCCUUGUUCACGGAGGAGUAUGACUUUGACGUGGCUCUUCUUCGCCUGGCACACCCAGUCGAUUUGGCUUCUAUUGAAGCCACUCCCAUCUGUCUCCCAAAGGUCGGGGAUCGUCGCACUUUCGAUGGGACUAUUCCGAAAGUCGUGGGGUGGGGGUUGCCUGAAGAGACGGCCGGCGCCACAACGCGCCUACUGCAGAAACUGGACGUCCCUGUCCUCCCUAUUGACGACUGUGCAGCAAUGAUGGAAUCGGAACUCUCGGACAGAAUGCUGUGUGCAGGAUACCCUGACGGAAGUCACGACUCCUGCACUGGUGACAGUGGUGGUCCACUUGCAUUGAAGCAGGCUAACGGUCAAUUUCUGCAAAUUGGUAUUGUGAGCUGGGGUGAGGGUUGUGCCAGAAAGGACCGUCCGGGAAUAUACAGUCGUGUCACUGAUUUGGCUGAUUGGGUGCAGUACCACGUUCGAAAAUCCAACCCAAUCUGGUGUCGCGAAUCCAUGGACGAGAAGGACAAAUAGAAAAAUGUUCAAUUGUUCAAUUGUCUCCUUCAUUUUCAUUUUUAGUGGAAUGAAAAAUUGUUGCGUUGA